This is a messenger RNA of Cuscuta europaea, 1847 nucleotides long. NCBI's taxonomy places the organism in Eukaryota, Viridiplantae, Streptophyta, Magnoliopsida, Solanales, Convolvulaceae. The record is from the annotation of a GenBank genome assembly.
CCAGUCCUCAUCUAUUUUCCCUUCCCAAACCUUGACUAUCCCUGCACUGCCUGCUCCCUCUGACCCUUCGCCCCCUACUCCCAGCACCCCGCAGGAACAAAGCAGCCCUGCUGCUUCUGUCCCAGAUCACAGCCCGCCCUAUGACAGCCCCUCCCCCUGCACCAUAACCGACAGCCUGUCAGUCCCCUCCAACCAUCCCCCAUCUUCGGUUGCGCCUACUACCACGGUUCCUCAGAGUUCUCCCGUUGUGAAUCUUCAUCCAAUGCAAACCCGCUCCAAGUCCGGGAUUUUUAAACCCAAAACCAUUUUUAAUUUAAGCACAGUUGUUCACACACCUGAUCCCACUUGUUUUUCUGUUGCAAAUAAACAUUUUAAGUGGAGAGCUGCUAUGGAAGAAAAAUUUAAUGCUCUUAUCUCUAAUCAUAAUUGGGAUUUAGUUCCAUUUGAUGCUGAUAAUAAUGUGGUUGGGUCUAAAUGGAUUUAUAAGACUAAGUAUCUGCCUGAUGGGUCUGUUGAUCGAUAUAAGGCUCGCUUGGUUGCACAGGGGUUUAAUCAGCAGGCAGGUAUUGAUUUUACUGAGACUUUUAGCCCUGUUGUUAAACUCACUACUGUUCGUAUUGUUCUUACCUUAGCAGUAUCGUUUGGUUGGCCCAUCCGUCAACUAGACGUCAAAAAUGCUUUUCUUCAUGGUCACCUUACGGAGGAGGUAUAUAUGCAUCAGCCACCAGGUUUUGUUCAUCCCCAGUUUCCUCAUCAGUUGUGUCGUCUUCAUAAAGCUAUUUAUGGUCUUAAACAGACACCACGUGCUUGGUUUCAUCGCUUUAGUAACUUUCUUCUUUCUCAUGGGUUUGCAUGCAGCCGGUCAGAUAAUUCUCUUUUUAUGUUUCGACGUCAGUCUGAUAUUAUUUAUCUUCUGUUAUAUGUUGAUGAUAUUAUAGUCACAGGCAAUUCCUCGAAACUCGUUUCUCAUUUUUUAUCCCUUCUUGCUAAAUGUUAUGCCAUGAAGGAUUUGGCGGAUUUGCAUUUUUUCCUGGGUAUUCAUGCGACUCGGACUUCGUCCCGUUUAUUUCUUUCCCAGAAUAAGUACAUAUCUGAUCUACUUCUUCGUUUUCACUUCCAUACCUUAAAACCUGUUCGCUCUCCUCUUCCGAGUCGCACCAAACUCUCUCUCACUGAUGGGGAGCUUCUUGCAGAUGCCACGGAGUACAUGAGUAUGGUAUCUACAGGGCACCUCCACGCAUGGACUUUUUCUACAGGCCUCUUGUGUUCGCCCAGCUCUUAUUGCUUAUUCAGACGUUGACUGGGCUGGAUGCCCUGAUACUGGUCGUUCUACUUCAGGCUAUGCUAUUUUUCUAGGACCUAAUCUCAUUUCCUGGCGUUCCAAGAAGCAGGCUACUGUUUCCAGAUCUUCCACUGAGGCUGAAUAUCGAGCUGUUGCAUUCAUCAUUCAGGAUACUCUUCAUGUUCGCUCAGUGUUUUUUGAGUUGGGAUUCCCCAUUCGUGACCCUACUAUGCUUUACUGUGAUACUAUUUCUGCAUCAUAUCUUUCAGUUAAUUCGAUUCAUCAUGCGCGCAGUAAACAUAUUAAUAUAGACUAUCAUUUUGUUCGUGAACGGGUGACUCAUAGAGAUCUGCGUGUGAAAUAUGUUCCUACUCAGGCUCAGCUGGUAGAUAUUUUUACUAAGUGUUUGUCUCCCCAACAAUUUGUUCUUCUUCGUGACAAUCUGCGCAUUGUUCCACCUGCACAGCUUGAGGGGGUGUAAUAGAGUAGAUUUUUUAUUUAUUUAUUGUUGGGGACUCUUAUUGUAAUUAUGACAUUUAUUCUCUUUAUAUAUAUCUGUCAGGGC